Molecule: messenger RNA, 4606 nt
Organism: Eublepharis macularius
Lineage: Eukaryota; Metazoa; Chordata; Lepidosauria; Squamata; Eublepharidae
Product: hemojuvelin-like
Exons: 4
Coding region: 390-1637 (415 amino acids)
Biological process (GO): BMP signaling pathway
Cellular component (GO): plasma membrane
Molecular function (GO): coreceptor activity
Source: RefSeq, a predicted model, not a curated record
UGAACCAAGAGCCCUGCCUGCGCGUCACUAGAUGGAACACCCUGGAGUGGCCUUCCUCGCCCGUCCCUGCCCCCUGCCCAGUGACGCAGCCCAGCCCCACCAACUCCUCUCAGUCCCACCCGGGAGCAGUGGGGGCCUCCCGGACCCUCUCAGCUUUUCCCACCGGGACCCCCUGGCCAAGGAGAAGUCCAGCAGUCUUCUGACAAGGAAUGGUUCGUCCCUCUGCUGCCGAGGAAGAGCGUGAUGCUGGUUUUGCAAAGCAUUCUGCAGAGCCCACCCAGUUGCCUUGGUGUUAAAACGAAGAACGUUUCCAAGAAUGGAGAUCCAGUGAACAGAAGGGAGAGGAGAGGUUUGGGUGGCCACGCUCCAUAAGCCCUGAAUGGACGGGAAUGGGGGAAGCGGCCUGCUUCCGGAGGCCACGCCAGGCAGCAGGUGCUGGCUUCCUCGUUAAAGCGCUCCUCCUCCUCCUCCUCCUCCUCUUUUGUAGGCACGUUGAUUCCCACUGCAAGAUCUUGCGCUGCAACUCUGAGUACGUGGCCUCCACCCUCAACUUGCGUGGCCCCGGCAAGAGCUCGGCCUACUGCAAUGCCUUACGUGCCUACUCCCGCUGCACCCGCCGGACAGCCCGCACCUGCCGCGGGGACCUUGCCUACCAUUCUGCUGUCCACGGCAUUGAAGAUCUCAUGAUCCAGAACAACUGCUCCAAGGAAGGGCCGACCUCGUCACCCCGGCGCCAGGCACCGGCACCCAGCCCGCAAGGCUUUGAAUCCCUGGACUUCUGUGAUUAUGAGAAGAGGUUUGCCUUUCGGCACGGCCGGCCACCUCUCUACCAGCACUGUGCCACGUUUGGGGACCCCCACGUGCGGACCUUCGGCGAUGAAUUCCACACCUGCCGAGUGGAGGGCUCCUGGCCCCUCCUAGACAACGAGUACUUAUUUGCACAGGCCACAAGCUAUCCCGUGGCAAAAGGGUCGAAUGCCACGGCCACUAGCAAGCUGACGAUCAUCUUUAAGAACAUGAAGGAGUGUAUUGACCAGAAGGUGUACCAGGCAGAAAUCGACAACUUGCCGGCAGCUUUUGAGGACGGUUCCAUGAAUGGUGGAGAGAGGCCCGGAGGGAACAGCCUGACUAUCCACGAACACAUUCCUGGGCGGCACGUGGAGAUCCGAGCAGCAUACAUCGGCACCACCAUCGCCGUGCGCCAGGCGGGGAGGCAGCUGUCCUUCUCCAUCCGGGCAGCCGAGGAGGUGGCCCACUCCUUCACGGAGGAGCAGGACCUGCAGCUGUGUGUGGGGGGCUGCCCUCCCAGCCAGCGCAUCUCCCGGGGCGAUGGCUGCUACAGUGGUGGCCGCGUCACUGCGGAUAAGGCUCACCUGUUGUGCAAGGAGAAACUGCCCGUGGAGGAUGUCUACUUUCAGUCGUGCGUCUUCGAUGUAGUGACUUCCGGUGACGCCAAUUUUACUUUGGCUGCACACGGUGCGCUGGAAGAUGCCAAGAUGUUCCACCCAGACGCCAAGAAACUUCACAUCUUCCAAAACAAUGCGGCCUGUGCGCUCGGCGGCUCAUACCCCCUCCUCUUCCUCCUCAUCGCGUCCAUCGUUUGUGUUUUUCCCUGUAUUGUGUUUUCCCUUUGUUAACUGGUUGUGAAUUAUAUUGUGCCUCUUCAAGAUGUUGGCUUACGGGCUUGGUUUCCUAGAAUGGCAUCUGUUGGCAGAGGCAGGGCACUGAAAGGUGGCAUGGGAAUGCUGUGAAGGGCAUGGACUGAGAGGGGGACAGCGUCUAGAAGCUGUGCUAGAGAGGGAGCAAGCUGAGGGCCCGACUACACGAGAUGCCAUACCCGGGGUGGUCCCGGGGACGUGUCUCCAUUUGGUCACCCUGGGGAAAAUAAUCUAAGAUCACCACGGGGAGGUGAUUCUGGUUGGGACCACCAUGGUGUGUGGGGGGCAGGGGCUCCCCUCCCCAAGCUAUUUUUUUGAACCAAGAUGUUGCUGGGCCGUGGGGAGGGGGGGCAAAUAUGCCCAGAAACAGGCCUCCACAGCUCUCGUAAACGGCUUUCCUCCCGGGAUGGCAUCUCUUCCUCUUUGGCCCUGAGAGCCAUUAACCGCCGGCCCAUGCUGGGCUGGAACUCUUUGCAGGGCUUUGAACACGGAAGGCCGCUCUGGCGCAGCAGCUGAGUUUGGCUUUCUGCUCGUUCCUGCUGGAAACCAGGACUCUGCAGCCACUUACGGAAGCCCCGAGUGGUCCAUUCACAGGAAGCCUUGUUGUGCACCGUCAACAUGUCAAGGAAAUGCCUCUUUAUUUCCGUAACGGACCGGUCUUUCUGAAAACAGCCCCCCAUACUGAUUUGUGAAGAAUGGCACAUGUUCCUUUCGAACGCCCAGACUCUGCUUCAUGUGCACACUCCUUUCUUUUGUCCUGCUGUUGCCUCUAGUCCCACAGGUUGUGGAGAAGACACAAAAACCUGCCAACCCCUUUUUUUCUGGGGUCAUAGCGGGACAGGCCUAGAUGCUGUGAACAGCACUUCACUCAGAGCCAGGCUACAAGUGAUGCCUUACACAGGUUGGACAUUUGUCAGCUUACCUCAAGUUUUGAUGGGAAAUGUAGGCGUCCUGGUUUUACAACUUGGCUCUCCAUUACAGCUGCAAGACCAGGAUGCCUGUAUUUCCCAUCAAAACUUGAGGGAAGCUGACAAGUGUCCAACCCGUGUCAGGCGUCACUUGUAGCUUGGCUCUCACUGCGUCAAACCCCCCCCCUUUAAUCCUCAGGGCAGGCAGCCUCUCUUUCCAGCUUCACUGAGGCAGGUGGAUGAAUCCCGGUGGGACUGGCGGCACGACCCAGUGGGAAAUGCACGGCCUGCGUCUUGUGCAGGAGAACUUCCUUCUGGAUCCUCCUGAAUCCCUUUGCUCAAGAGCAAGCCUGCCAAAGACAGCGGGGCUUCAGCCUUAGGUCUGCCACGUCACCUGCCGUGAGUGAAUCUCAGAGGGAGCUUAGUGGUGUCUUGGAAAACUACCCAGGAAUGUAAAUACACAGUUAAAUGUUUAAUAUAUUAAAGCGGAAGACUUUUAUGGUAAGCUAGCAGUUGCAUUGGGAGGAGUAGCCAUUAUUUUUCGUGGGGGAGGCAAUCUGCAGAAUGCUCUCUGCACACGAUCCAAAAGGGCUUGCACGGGGGAAGGAACAGCGCUGGCAUUUUAUGGUCUUUGAGCAGAAAUUUGCUCUCUGUUAAGCCUGUGGAGUUAUCGUUCUGCUAAAAUGGCAGAAAUACCAAAGAAAGAAUCGGUGCUUUGUAAGAUCAGCUCUUUGCAGAUGACAAUCAGCAGCCCCGUUGAUUGGGGUCCAGUUGCACGAACUCAGGUGUGUGCCCUCAAGCCACGCUUGCAUGCAAACCACGGAUCUGCAUCCUGCGCUCCGUCUGAUUUCGGGAACCUCGGCUGGCCCUGCAGUCUUGCCCCUGCAGCCAGAGCCGGGCUUAGGAGGAGUCCAAUAACCAGGGUGUACGUAGCAUCUGUACUUAGGGAAUGCCACCCCGUGCCAGCCCUGUGGUGUUGUGCUCCACCAGCACCUACUGCCAAGUGCAAGGAGUAAGUAUCUUGGCCAUUAGCAGUUAAUGGAAAGGAAAGAAUUUUGACAACGCGAAUGUAGAGGGAGGGCAGGGCCGGCAUCAGCACCCGGUGAGGGGGCGCAGCAGCCAGAGGGGAGCCGUGGCUUCUGGUGGGGCCCACGGCUGCUGGCUCCCUGAUGCCGGCCUCACACACCCUUCCGCUGCCCGCCUGCGAGGGCCCCGUCCCCUGUGGUCCCAGCUGCACAUGCUGCCCAGCACUGCGGGAGAAGAGCCCGUGGGGGAUGCACAAAGCACCAGCGUUCCCGGGGCCGUGGUGGCGGGAAUCCCGGCUGCACCCUCCGCCCAGCACCAUCGGGGAAGGGGCAUGCAGGCCAUGUGGGCAGCUGGGACUGCAGGUGGUGGGAGAACUUGGGGGUGGGCAAAGGACAGUUGGGGGCAUGUGGGUAGGUGGGACAGCAAGAAGGAGCUUCUAGUAGUUGGCAUGGGGUAGGGGCUCCCAAAACCAGGAUCUGGCCCUAAGGGAGGGGCAUGGGCACGGUGGGACAUGAGCUGAUUUUUAUGUGCCAGUCUUGUCAGCCACGCGUGCCAGAAACGGAAGCCUGUUUAACUGUCAGAUCUGCCUUCCCAACGCCAGAGUCUGUUGUAAUCCUGCAAGAUCAUGAAGGUUUUCCGGCCGAGAAUUCUUCACGCUGCUCUUCCAGGAGGACCCCCACUCUUCCUCGGGGGAAGUCUAGCCGCUGAAAGGGCUCAGACCCACUCGGCUUGGCUCCGGAGGCACAUUUCUGGAAGGCGGGAGAGGCGGGCCGGGAGGCAAAUGUCUUCCUGAGCACCUUUUCUGUUGUGUGUUUAUUGAUUUCUGUUUUGGUUUUUAAUUGCUGGCUCCUCCAUUGGGGGAGGGGGGUGAUUUUUGGCUGAAAAUCAAUAUUGUAAAUUAAAACCAAAUCAUUCCCCUCCUACCGGGAAAUAAUAGCAGCCCUGAAAUAGUUUAGUACACAUCGGCGUUGUUAAUCUGCAAGCGUUUGACAUUAAAAUACGUCUAUUUUUGAA